This is a messenger RNA of Fonsecaea erecta, 3369 nucleotides long. RefSeq lists its product as hypothetical. The coding region runs from base 1 to 3369 and encodes 1122 amino acids. The transcript is spliced from 2 exons. Gene Ontology annotation, cellular component: chromatin. The record is from RefSeq and is a predicted model, not a curated record. Gene Ontology annotation, biological process: DNA-templated transcription; regulation of transcription by RNA polymerase II. Lineage: Eukaryota; Fungi; Ascomycota; Eurotiomycetes; Chaetothyriales; Herpotrichiellaceae. Gene Ontology annotation, molecular function: RNA polymerase II cis-regulatory region sequence-specific DNA binding; DNA-binding transcription factor activity, RNA polymerase II-specific; zinc ion binding.
AUGGCAGAGCUAGACUCUGUCGACCAAAGAGACCAGGAUUCGCUUGCCCAGAAUGGCUCAUCCGACGACGUCAGGGACGCUGAUGGUGGCGCAGAGAAUGCUGGCGGACUACCACCGAAAAAGAGGAGGAGAGUUGCAAAGCCGAAUCCAGACAGGAAAUUUGAGUGCAAACACGAAGGGUGCGGUAAAAGCUACUCUCGUGCUGAGCAUCUCUAUAGGCACCAGCUAAACCAUACUCCCAAAACAAUCUACCGUUGCGACUAUCCCGACUGCAGUAGGUAUUUUGUACGUCAAGAUCUGUGCAUUCGACAUCGGGAACGACAUACAACCCAUGGCUCCCAACUCCACAAGCGAGAUGCUUUCGCACAAUCCACCUCGAAUAACCAGAUCGUACCUGCAAUGACGUCCCAGCAGCACCCGGGCCAACCUCAAACUUAUCCAAUGUCGGCCCCAAAUGUCAAGAGUGCUCAGGAAGGCCAGCAUCUCGGCCCCCCACAGGGACAUUCUGCCGAUAGUCGCCACUACAAACAGCAAUCCCACAUGGCCAAUAAUACUGUCUCCCCUUCGACUGCGUCAACCGAACCGAGAUUUCAUGCUCCCACGCCGCAAUCGACCGUUUCUAGACCGGAGCCUUCUUUGCAUCGUACUGGCAGCAUGGGUAGCAAUCCAAUGAGCCCACCACAAAAACAGGACACUUGGUCUGCAGUUGUCCGAAGACAAAGCUUCAACAAUACGGAUCAGAGGAGGGAUCCCGGAUCUUAUGCCCAGAUGCAAGCAAGAGACAGGAGCUCUGGACAGAAUGUCCCGCCAUCGCCGGUUCGGCAAUAUUCCGGAACAUCUGGACCUCCUCUCCAACCGAUGCGAUCACACUCCGACAGUGCCAUGGACAGAAGCGUGUUGAAUAACGGCUAUAUGCAGUCUAUUGACAUGACUUCCGCUGCUGCUGCAUACUCCUCUGCAGGCUAUCCGUCUGCUGGUGUGUCGCGAACAGCAGAUGCCGCAUUUGCCGCUGCAGUCUCCCACGGGUUGACGCGGAACGAUCCCUUCCCAUAUUCCCUGCUCAAUACCAGCAUGUCGAACGUAGAUCUCAGUACCGGUUUCGGGUUCCCAGUCUUCGGCGGCGAUGAGUUCACUCAAACGCCAUUCACCGUGGCGGAUGAUUUCACGCAGUGGCUCUUCAAUGAUGCCCAAUCUGGGUCCAAUGAUUUCUCACCACCCAACUACGUCCCCGGUUACAGUGGCCACGAUCAGCAGCAAGUUCAAGGUCCGUAUUUCUCUCAAAGCCCUUCGUCGUCUGGAAAUAACUACUCUACAAGUGCCGGCAUGCAACACCCUAUGAGUGUUACCAGUAUUCUCGAUUCAACUGCCACCAGCCAAUAUAUCAUGUCUGAAUCCAAGCGUCACGAGCUUCUCGAUCUGAUGCAGACUCAGUUUGUUGAACGUCCGCACGAUGCGGUGAAGAAAAGAAAGGAUUCUGUGUUCGAAGGUGACCUUGACAACGAUGGUCAUAUCCUGAGUUUGCGAAUGAUGCACACCUAUAUUGGUUCAUAUUGGUAUCACCAGCAUGCGCAACUGCCCAUCUUACACAAGCCGACUUUUUCUGCCGAUCGGACCCCCAACCUCCUGUUACUUAUGGUCAUUGCAAUUGGGGCCGCGACGUUGGAUAAAGCUUACGGGACGACUUUAACUGAUUCUGCAGCGGAAUUUGCCAAUUUCGUUGUUUGGCACCUCCGCUGGGAAAUUGUCCGAGAUGUCGAUUUCAGACCUCCUGCCAAACUCUGGGUCUUCCAGACCCUUCUACUCAUUGAGGUGUACGAGAAGAUGUAUGCGACUCGGGCGCUGCACGAAAGAGCUCACAUUCACCACGACUCGACCCUGACUCUGAUGCGCCGCGGCAGUUCGCUCCUGGGUCGUUCGGCUUCGGAUUCUCCACCCAGUCUGCGAGGAGAGCAGGACAAUGGGAGGAUAUCAGUCCCAUUCAUGGGAGCAGAGGCCUCAAAAUCCGAAGAAUCCUGGCAUCGAUGGAUCACCACCGAAGCAACGCGUCGUGCCGCCUUUGGCGCAUUUGUACUUGAUUCUAUCCAUGCAACUAUGUUCGGUCAUGCUGCGAAGAUGGUCGCGCAUGAGAUGCGGCUACCCCUACCAUGUGAUGAAGGUCUCUGGUCCGCCGUCUCCCCCUCUGAGGCUGCACGAGUUCAAUCCUCGUUGCAAACCAACGGAAUCAAGCCAAUCAUGUUUCUUGACGGUCUUAAAAGGACGCUGAACGGGCAGAGAGUACGCACAAAUUCCUUCGGCCGUACCAUCAUCAUGGCUGGUCUACUCUCCGUCUCCUGGCACAUGACUCAAAGGGACUUGCAAAUAUCUUCCCUCGGACCGCGAACAGCCAACUCGUUUGGAGGGCCAGACAAGUGGAAAGGGGUCCUGUUGCGUGCAUUUGACAACUGGAAGCGAGAUUUUGAUGAAGCUUUGGCAGAGGCCACACCAGCUCCGUCCUCUCCGUUACGGACUCCAAUUGCACCUCCCCACCCAAUAUUACGCCCCGUUGAUGACGAAAACAUCUUCGAGUCACGGACAGUGCUACAUCAUCUUGCACAUAUUGCGGCUCAUGUCGACGUUGUCGAUUGCCAAGUCUUCGCUGGUGCGAACAGACUCCUUGGACGCUCAAUAACCCCAAAAGAUUACAGCGUGGUGCGUGAGAAGAUCGAGCGGUGGGCUACGAAGGCUUCGGCAAGAGAUGCAGCAUUUUAUGCUCUCAAGUUUAUUGUUCAGGUCCUCAUUCCACCGGACGGUGAUGGGCUGGAUGGGAUCAGCGGACGCUUAUAUGGUCAUGCCAGCCCCAUCCUUCCCCAAGCAUUCGAGCAUAACCAAUAUAUCGCUCGCGACGACUUCCUGUUGAACCGCCCUUGGGUGCUGUACAUAUCAGCACUUGUUGUCUGGUGCUACGGUUUCGCGCUGGAAGGCCCGAUCAAGCCUCCCCCAACCGAAGCAGAGUUCGAUACAUAUGAGCGUAAGGAGCGAGACAUGCGAGAGUACCUCGAGAGGGUCGCGGGAGUUCGGGCUCCCGAUGAUCUCGAACACGUGAAGGGCAAGAACCGAUGCCUCGGAUUGCUCAUGAUUCUGAAGGAGUCUUUCGAGAGUACAAGAUGGGAGCUCACCCAUGAAGCCGCAGGCUUACUCGGCAAUGCCUGUUCCAAACUCAGAGGCAUUGACGAAGACAAGAUUGUGGGUCCCGGCAGUUUGGCGAGGGACGAUCCCAGUUUGACGUCGAAUGGCUAUUUCUACGGAAAUUCCAACGGUCACGCUCACCCGAACCUUCACCGUGAAAACGGCCGGGAGCAUGUGACUGUCGCGAAUGCGGCCAAGAUCUAG